AUGGAGUAUCCUCGCGGAAAACUACGCACCGUGCUCAGCUUGAUCUACCUUCUGCUCCUGCUCAGCGUCUUCUGCACGUCCGCAUACAUAAAAUACAACUACUACUUUCAGUUUAAUCUGCCGAAUCUUGAGCAGGUCUUGUACCAAAUCUUCACUUUUUUAAAUAUUUUCGUCACUGCGUGCAAGAUGAUUCUUGGUUAUUUUUACACCAAAACAGUGAACGAGUGCUACCGAAAACUUGCUCAAAUCGACGAGACGUUGCAACAACUUGGAUCUAUGUUCAACUACGCCGAAAUAUACCUUUUGUCAAUCGGAGCUGUAAUCAUCUGGUUUUUAUAUGUCUUCUGCUCAGCUAUCGUAAUAAUAAUGGAUGGAAGGGAGUCCGAAGCAGAUUUGGCAAUUACGAUUUUAAUACUUAUAUGGGAGAUAUAUGGAUCGGCCGUCAGUCUCGUCAUCGCCUUCGAAUUUUCGAUAUUUAUGAGAUAUCUGCAAACGAGAUUCAAAUUAGCUAAUGAUCUCCUUAGAGAAAGCGUGGCAGUGUCGACGACAGAAGGAAAAAAACUGGAUGUUCCCGCUACGGAGGAUUAUAAUGAAAUCAUGGAUAGCAAACAAGGCCCGAACAUUAUUUCUAUAAAGGUGUCAUCUCAGUUGGGACCAAACCAGAAACCAAUUCAGAGAUUCACAUUCAGUCCGAAGAUCAAUUAUGAUCACAAAAUGUCGGAGAAGCAUACACUUAUUGCAAACGAUCAGUUGAAGCAGUGGCAAGUUGUUAUAAAUGGCGGACUGACAUUUGUAAUGUUUGCUGAAACCAUAUUAGGAAGCGCUUACAUGCUGGAGAUCAUUCUCAUAAAACUCGCUUGCAAGCACGCGACCAACGAGGGAAAGAAAACCAGCGCGAUCAUUCACGAGAUUUAUGGCUGCUGCCCUGAUAUCGAUAUACGAAACGAGGUAACGCAGAAUCCCAUAGAGUUCUCCACGUUUGACAUCUUCUUACAUUAUCAGAUCCUAAGCUCGUGUUUGAAAAGUAUGACGAUUUACAUAGUUAUCAUGAUAGAAAUGAGUAACUACCUGGGUUCGAGUUAA
This is a messenger RNA of Dinoponera quadriceps, 1083 nucleotides long. RefSeq lists its product as uncharacterized. Bases 1 to 1083 code for a protein of 360 amino acids. Gene Ontology annotation, biological process: sensory perception of taste. Gene Ontology annotation, cellular component: membrane. The record is from RefSeq and is a predicted model, not a curated record. The transcript is spliced from 9 exons. NCBI's taxonomy places the organism in Eukaryota, Metazoa, Arthropoda, Insecta, Hymenoptera, Formicidae.